AUGGACGUUUCCCAUGCCUUGCAAUUCAAUGCUGCUCUGCACAAGCGGAAACGGGGAACUGAUGACACGAGCGAUCAAUCCUUGACGCGGAGCCCAAAAAGAAGGCCGACCAAGUGUCUGCCGAUUCGUUUAUCUCCUCCCACCAGAUCCCAGCCACAGUCCCGGGCCUACUCAACCUUUACCUCCAUCUACCAACAACCACCGACCCCGGUAGAUACUUCGGAGGAUGAAAGCCCUUCUGAGCCCAACGACGACAGUCAUUGGCCCAGCCGGUCUCGCACAGCUCUUCGCGAGUCUCAAGGAAGUGAUUCCAGCACGUCCUCGAUGCAAGCACAGUAUGGAGAAUCCGAUGCGAUGGACAUGGACGUGAACCCGCCCACUAUCCGGAGGGCUCGUUCGAACGACAUUAUACCCCCGCCUCGUGACAGCAACUUCUUGAGCACCAUGGACAGAUUUGCCAGAGAAAGAGUGCCAACCCCGAUCAGCAGCCAUUUCGACAACCGAGUCGCGGACCUGCCCAGUGUCCCUCGACAUCAGUUCCCGCCCUUGCGCACUAACCUCAGUCCGAUGAUCGAGCAAGACUCCUGGAUCGGCAAAGAUGGACUACCGAGCCCUGUAGAAGAUCACGACCCAGACAGCAUGAUGGUUGAUCAAAGCAAUGGCGGAGUUGGCGGUGGAGAAUCACCGACUGCUGCUGCGCGUUGGGAGGACAGCUUUGGCCUUCAAUUUGAUGGCGCCCCCAGUCCUGGGAAGGCAAGAAGCGCAAGACUGCACAUGGGAUUUCUCAGCGGCUGUGACAAGUGUAUUCAGAAGGUACCCGGCCACUACAGCCACAUCCUGUGGUCAUGA
Exophiala spinifera is the source of this 849-nucleotide messenger RNA. RefSeq lists its product as uncharacterized. Bases 1 to 849 code for a protein of 282 amino acids. Lineage: Eukaryota; Fungi; Ascomycota; Eurotiomycetes; Chaetothyriales; Herpotrichiellaceae. The record is from RefSeq and is a predicted model, not a curated record. The transcript has a single exon.